AUGUCUGUAAAUGACACAUCAACGUAUAUUACCCUCGACGGGUACGUGGAGUUGUCUAAGUACAGGUGUCUCUACUUCCUGCUGCUGUUCACUGCCUAUGUUCUGAUUCUGUGCAGUAACUCCACCAUCGUGUGUCUCAUAGUGAUUCACAGGAGCCUCCAUGAGCCCAUGUACGUGUUCAUUGCCGCUCUGUUGACCAACUCUCUUCUUUUCAGCUCCGCUCUUUAUCCAAAGCUGCUGCUGGACGUUUUAUCAGAGACACCGGUGGUGUCGUACCCAGUCUGCCUCUUCCAGUGGUUCAUGUACUACACGUUGGGUGGCUCAGAGUUCCUGCUGCUGGCGGCCAUGGCCUACGACAGAUACGUGUCCAUCUGUCGACCUCUGUUGUAUCCCAGCAUCAUGAGGAAGGCCAACGUCUGUGUCUGCCUGCUUCUGGCCUGGCUGCUGCCUGUUUGUCAGUUUACUGUGUCCACUGUGCUAAACGCAAACGCUAAACUGUGUAACAUGACUUUCAGCGGCAUCAUUUGUAACAGUAACGUCUUCAAGCUUCACUGUUUCCCUUCCAGAGCGCUCAACAUUUAUGGCAUAUGUCGUUUGGUAAAUCUGGUGUUUCUUCCAUUGCUUUUCAUCUUGUUCACCUACGUCAGGAUUCUGAUCAUUUCCUACCGCAGUGGCAGAGACGUGAGGAGGAAAGCUGCUAACACCUGCUUACCUCACCUGCUGGUUCUCAUCAGCUUCUCCUGUUUGGCUGCUUAUGAUGUGCUUCUGGCUCAGAUAGAAUCCGAUUUUCCAAAAACCGUGCGUUUUAUAAUGUCUUUGCAAGUCAUUUUAUAUCAUCCUCUGUUCAAUCCCAUUAUAUACGGCAUGAAAAUGAAGGAAAUAUAUAAGCACAUCACAAAACUGUUCUGUCCCAUCUUCAAAUGAGGUUCAUUGAGCACAUGAAGGCUACUACUAUGUUAACCAUAGGUAUGACACAUAUUUGGUUCCAGUUAACCACAGUAAAUAGGAACCCCGGUACCAGUACAGAACAGACCUCGAAGUUGAUGUAUGUGGAAUCACAGCUGUGAAUUGAGACUCAAUAAAGCAUUAACUGGCUUCUGUCAGGUGAAUUUUCCUUCUACGUUAUGCCUGCCUUUUGUGUGUGUUCACAGCUGCCGCCGGUUGUUGAGCUCAGCGUCCUGGACGUCAAACUGGACUCAGACACAAAUAAAAACUCAUUAUGCUUCAUUUUGAGAAGGAGGAAUAAAGACACCGAAAAUUGCUGUGAAUAAUUUAUUAUCACAUAAAUAUAGAAAAUUAAGUAGUAGGAGAAUUUAAAAUUUUCCUACUCACCUACAAAGUA
This is a messenger RNA of Betta splendens (Siamese fighting fish), 1342 nucleotides long. Its product is annotated as olfactory receptor 11A1-like. Gene Ontology annotation, biological process: G protein-coupled receptor signaling pathway. Lineage: Eukaryota; Metazoa; Chordata; Actinopteri; Anabantiformes; Osphronemidae. Gene Ontology annotation, cellular component: membrane. The transcript has a single exon. The record is from RefSeq and is a predicted model, not a curated record. Gene Ontology annotation, molecular function: olfactory receptor activity; G protein-coupled receptor activity. Bases 1 to 924 code for a protein of 307 amino acids.